UGCCGCGGCACUUUCGGGCUCGGAGCUUUAUUAGGAGCGAUCAGCGAAUGAGGAGACAGAGGAGCUGCGCUCAUCUCCACCUUUAAAUCCGACCUGGGUCCCUCUUUACCUCUCUUAACUGAAUCUAACUAAAGCGAGCUUGAUGUGAGGAACAAAAAAAAAACAAUCACUUCUUUUUUCCCUUCUCUCACCCUCACAGUGCACCUCUCCACUACAUCACCUUUAGUUUUUUGCUUUUUUAAUUUUUAUUUUAAUGGUACCUCCUUGGAUACUUGGCUUAAAGCACGGCUUCACCUGGGCACAUCUUUUCUGAAGUCUCACCAAAUACGGCACCAAGAUUUCUUCUGCAACUUUAACGCACAUCAGGGAAAAAUCCACCGACAGGGAAAACAAAACAAAGUAGUUUUUUUUUUUCUUUUUUUUUUCUUUCGCACAAAGAAGCGUUAAAGUUACACAAUGAGUCUCAAAUCAGAUUCUGAGCCGAACAACAAUGUAUCAUUAGAGGAGGAGGUACGAACCCUUUUUGUCAGUGGCCUGCCUGUAGACAUCAAGCCACGGGAGCUGUACCUGCUGUUCAGGCCAUUCAAGGGAUAUGAAGGGUCUCUCAUUAAACUAACCUCAAAGCAGCCUGUUGGCUUUGUUACCUUUGACAGCAGGUCUGGAGCUGAAGCAGCGAAAAACGCGUUAAAUGGAAUUCGCUUUGACCCGGAGAAUCCUCAGACGCUGCGCCUGGAGUUUGCCAAGGCUAACACCAAGAUGGCAAAGAGUAAGCUGAUGGCUACACCCAACCCCUCAAGCCUACACCCAGCUCUUGGGGCUCACUUCAUUGCCCGGGACCCAUAUGACCUGACUGGAGCAGCACUAAUCCCAGCAUCUCCAGAGGCAUGGGCCCCGUACCCACUCUACACCACUGAGCUGACCCCUGGCCUGCCUCACGCAGCCUUCACCUACCCUGCAGCCGCUGCAGCCGCCGCUGCCCUGCACGCCCAGGUGAGGGACCAACCGAUGCGCUGGUACCCCUCGCCAUCCGACACCUCACAGCCCGGAUGGAAAUCCCGCCAGUUCUGUUAAGUAUUUAAAGCCCACCAGUAACUGAAGGUUUUUCUUUCUUCUUUUCCUCCCUCUCUCCUUCCGUGUGGAGCAAGGCGUGUACUGGGCUUGACGUUUAAUUUAAUCAGGUUUAUUUAACAGAUGCAAGGAGCAUUUAAAGGACUUAUUUUUUCUUUUUUCUUUUUUUCCUGGAGAAAACUCUUCUGUAAAAGGACUCUAAAAGAACAGGACAAGACAGGAUGCUUAUCUACAGCUGGGGCCUCCUGGGCUAAUGGUACAGUCUCUGCGAUUUCAAAGCCAAACAUGUGACGAGCUGAUCAUGUGCAACUUUAAACAUUCUAGCUGCUCUCUUAUUGGUUGAGUGAGUGUGUGAAUGUCUGCAUAUGUGUAGGUGUGUGUUCGGGGGGAGGGGGACAAUCAUUAUGCAUGUUUGAGUAUAGUAUAUGGCAUGAAAUAUAGAAUGCAAAGCUCUGUAUGUUUUGGUUUCUCUUUCUUCUUUGUGUUGCUGUUGUGAGAAGACCUGCUUAACCCCUUUUAUUGUUUUUCUCUGUAAUCCGCUAGUCCUGCUUCUGUGAAGAUCUUUGCGCUUGACUUGCUUUUUACAUGUAUGGUGUUAUUUGCAAGGUAGAGGCCUACAUCUUGUUACUAUGGAGUCUUGUUUUGUUUGUGUGUUCAGAAUGAAAUUCCACAUGCACUGGGUUUAUUUUGGUUCUUCUUUAAAUCCUUUAUGAUCUUGACUGUAAACUCGUCCGAGGUGGACGAGUCCUUCCGAGACCCUUUUCCUUCAGGCCUCGAAUGCAUCGCCUUCGAACCCGAUCUGCCAAAAUACCGGUAUCUGUGUUUGUUUAGAGUAUAUUUGAACAAAAAAAGAAGUACAAAUAUUUUUGUACAUUUGUGUAAUAAUGGAUAUUUAUGCAUUUUUUUUUUGUGAAAUUAAAUAAGUAUAUCUGUAUAAGAUGUUAAGUCUUCCCUUGUGUUAUUUUGGUAUUAUUUUAAUAGCUGUUGAUUCUGUCUAUAUUCUGUUUAACGUAGAGAAGUGCAAUUUUUGUUUUUUGUUUUGUUUAGUUUUUGUUUUUGCUUGGUGUUGAAUACUGAACUACACAGAUUGUGGCAGAACUGCUAGUUUAAAUGGACUGCUAACAUGAGAUUGCUGUAAAAAGAAUAAAUAAAUAAAAAAAUUGGGAAAUGAUUUUUUUUUUCCUUCCAGAAUGUGAAACUGGAAAAUAAACAGGUUGAUCUGA
This is a messenger RNA of Astyanax mexicanus (Mexican tetra), 2291 nucleotides long. It is a transcript of the gene rbpms2a, whose product is annotated as RNA binding protein, mRNA processing factor 2a. The record is from RefSeq and is a predicted model, not a curated record. Gene Ontology annotation, molecular function: mRNA binding; protein homodimerization activity. Gene Ontology annotation, biological process: negative regulation of smooth muscle cell differentiation. Bases 457 to 1071 code for a protein of 204 amino acids. The transcript is spliced from 8 exons. NCBI's taxonomy places the organism in Eukaryota, Metazoa, Chordata, Actinopteri, Characiformes, Acestrorhamphidae.